Molecule: messenger RNA, 2273 nt
Organism: Passer domesticus (house sparrow)
Lineage: Eukaryota; Metazoa; Chordata; Aves; Passeriformes; Passeridae
Gene: SEC62
Product: SEC62 homolog, preprotein translocation factor
Exons: 8
Coding region: 106-1308 (400 amino acids)
Biological process (GO): post-translational protein targeting to membrane, translocation
Cellular component (GO): endoplasmic reticulum; endoplasmic reticulum membrane
Source: RefSeq, a predicted model, not a curated record
GCGCUGCAGGCGCGCCCCCUCCCCGCCCCUCCGCUCGCUCCCGCCGCCUCUCGCGAGGCCGCCGCCCCCCCCGCGCGCGUCACCGGCGGAGCGGACGGGGACAACAUGGCGGAGCGGCGGCGGCACAGGAAGCGCGUCCAGGAAGUUGGUGAGCCAUUCAAGGAGGAGAAGGCUGUUGCUAAAUACUUGCGCUUCAACUGUCCAACAAAAUCCACCAACAUGAUGGGCCACCGGGUUGAUUAUUUUAUUGCUUCAAAAGCUGUGGAUUGCCUCCUGGAUUCUAAAUGGGCAAAGGCAAAGAAAGGAGAAGAGGCUCUCUUUACAACCCGAGAGUCUGUAGUUGAUUACUGCAACAGACUCCUGAAAAAACAGUUCUUUCAUCGAGCAUUGAAAGUGAUGAAAAUGAAACCUGACAAGGAUACCAAGAAAGAAAAGGAAAAAGGAAAGGCUGAGAGUGGGAAAGAAGAGGAGAAAAAGAGCAAGAAGGAAAGUGGCAAAGAUGAAAAAACAAAGAAGGAGAAAGAAAAGGAAAAGAAAAAAGAUGGUGAAAAAGAUGAGUGUAAGAAGGAUGACACACCAGGAACACCCAAGAAAAAGGAAACGAAGAGGAAAUUUAAACUUGAACCACAUGAAGACCAAGUUUUCUUGGAUGGAAAUGAGGUCUACGUGUGGAUCUAUGACCCUGUUCACUUUAAAACUUUCGCCAUGGGACUUGUCCUUGUGAUCGCCGUUAUAGCCGCGACCCUGUUCCCGCUCUGGCCAGCCGAGAUGCGCGUCGGUGUUUAUUACCUCAGCGUGGGCGCCGGCUGCUUUGUGGCCAGUAUCCUGCUCCUCGCCGUCGCUCGCUGCAUCCUUUUCCUUAUCAUCUGGCUCAUCACUGGAGGAAGGCAUCACUUCUGGUUCCUGCCAAACCUUACAGCAGAUGUGGGAUUCAUUGACUCCUUCAGGCCCCUGUACACACAUGAAUACAAAGGACCAAAAGCAGACUCAAAGAAAGAGGAAAAAGCAGAAUCCAAAAAGCAGCAAAAAUACGACAGCGAGGAGAAAUCAGACAGUGAGAAGAAGGAAGAGGAGGAUGGAAAAACAGAAGGCACGAGGAACUCGGGAACAGACGGCUCAGGAGGAGAGCGGCAUUCAGACACUGACAGUGACAGGCGCGAAGAUGACAGGUCCCAGCACAGUAGUGGCAAUGGAAACGACUUUGAAAUGAUCACAAAAGAGGAACUGGAACAGCAAACAGAUGAAGGGGAUUGUGAGGAGGAAGAGGAGGAAGAUACUGAAAGUGGGCCUUCACAUGGAAAAUCAUAACUCACUGUGGUUUGGGACUAAGUAUGUGCAAAUGGUUGGAUUUUCUUUGUUGGCUGAUCACCAAAACAUAGACCAUACAGUAGCAUCUUUGUUUGCUGAAAUAUCCGUGUUACCAAACAGUUUUAUAUCUAGUUCCUUCAUUUUUUUUAACCAUUAACUUGAUUACUCGGUACUAUGUUAAUCAUUAAUAUCCAUUUACAGAAGUUUUAUCAAUUUGACAGGUUUUUUAUUGAUUGAUAGGUUGCCCAGAUUGUCCUCAAACAUACUGAAAAACAUCAUUUUCUGGUACUUGCAUAACUGGUCAAUUAGUUUAGCUUCUCAAACUUGCUUUUGUAAACCAGGUAAAAGUUGAAUGACCAAAUCUCAGAUUAUUCCUAGUUAUCCUCAUCUGAUAGUUAGUAAAGCCCUUCUUAGCCCACAGCCUUCUUGAUAUUUUUCUUGAUUUUGUUUUCAAAAGAUUGUGAGAACUUUCCUGAGAAAACUAGUUUUAGCAGAAGUAUUUUGCUGACAGUAGAGGAGCUGGUAGUGCUGAAUUUGGCUGCAGUGUUCUCUGUUUCUCCAGCCUAUGCCCCAGCAACUGAGGAAAUCCAAACUGGUUUUGUGCAUCCAGUGCAGAGAGAGAUGUCAUCUCCAGCAGGUGAAGGAAGCAGCAUGGUUUGGAAAUGAUGGCUGUUUUCUUUCUCCUGCUCCAUCAUAAUUUAAAAAGAAAUGUAUUCUGUACAUAAUUUACAAAUAAAGCAAACCAUUUACUUUAACUGCUACCUAUUAUUUAGAGAUUUGAUCCAGCAUUCAGUUUGUAUUAUUGAAGCCAUGUUGUGGUGUAUCUAUCAGAGAAAUGCAAGUCGAGAGGACCUCACGGAGUAUUUGUGUAUGAUUGGUAGCUGUUCCACAGAAGCUUUAGUUUUGUGCCAACAUUCCAUGUAUUUGAGUAAAUUGAUCUUUAUUAAAUGAAAGCAAACACCAGA